This is a messenger RNA of Gossypium raimondii (Peruvian cotton), 1098 nucleotides long. RefSeq lists its product as hypothetical. The record is from RefSeq and is a predicted model, not a curated record. Lineage: Eukaryota; Viridiplantae; Streptophyta; Magnoliopsida; Malvales; Malvaceae. The transcript has 4 exons. The coding region runs from base 1 to 1098 and encodes 365 amino acids.
AUGGCAACCUCCACCACCAUAACCUUGAAGCUCCUGAUUGAUACAAAAGGGCAGAGGGUUCUAUAUGCCGAAGCUGGCAAAGAUUUUGUUGAUUUUCUCUUUAACAUAUUGAUAUUGCCUGUAGGUACUGUUAUAAGGCUGCUUGCAAAAGAAGGCAUGGUCGGAUGCCUUGCAAACCUUUACGAGAGCGUUGAAAAUUUGGGUGAUACAUACUUCCAACCGACAACAAACAAGGAUACCUUGUUGAAACCUAACUAUUCAUCAAGCUUGGCAACCAAUUUUCCUCGCUUGUUACCAAACAUUCAAUAUAAAACCACACAAAGCAUUUACAGGUGUCCUAAUUAUAAUUAUGGUUCACAUUGUCGUAAGUAUUAUGCAAAUGAUCCAACAUCGAAGUGUCCUUCUUGCACCAAUGCUAUGAACUCCCCUGCAUCAUUUGUAAACCCCCCAAAUAAGGUUUCAACUGCAUCAUCGGAUGCAAAUGAAGGCGGUUAUGUGAAAGGUGUUGUUACAUAUACGAUCAUGGAUGAUCUGACUGUCACGCCAAUGUCAACUAUUUCAAGCAUAACUAUGCUCAAUAAGUUCAACGUUCAACAAGUUGAUGCUUUGGAAGAGAAAGUGGUUGAUGUAGGCAUAAAUGAGGGUGUGGAGUUACUGACGGCGUCGCUACAGUCCAAGAACGCGCUUACCAAUGUAUUCCUUACCCAGAAGGCCGGGAAGAAGCGUUCAUUUUUCAUGGCUGCCUUCACUCCCAGUCCCACCACUGUCAGCCUGAAGCUUCUGAUACACUCGAAAUCCUGUAGCUUUCUGUUUGCAGAAGCUGAGCUUAGACGCUGCAAAGCAUAUCUAGGCGUAGUAGUAAAGAUCUGUGAAAUUUGUAUUUUAAAUGGUGCUCCUGCCAUGGCUGCAAACACUGUUAGCUUGAAGCUUUUGGUCGACUCAAUGAGUCAAAGAGUUCUAUUUGCUGAAGCCGGGAAAGAUUUUGUCGAUUUUAUUUUCAACAUUCUGUCAUUUCCUGUAGGCACUGUGAUAUGGCUUCUCAAGAAACAUAAAUGGUGGGUUGCCUUGGGAACCUAUACGACAGCCUCGAGACUAUGA